Messenger RNA from Phragmites australis (common reed), 3140 nucleotides. Its product is annotated as protein REVERSION-TO-ETHYLENE SENSITIVITY1-like. Gene Ontology annotation, cellular component: endoplasmic reticulum; Golgi apparatus. NCBI's taxonomy places the organism in Eukaryota, Viridiplantae, Streptophyta, Magnoliopsida, Poales, Poaceae. Gene Ontology annotation, biological process: regulation of ethylene-activated signaling pathway; response to ethylene. The transcript has 4 exons. The coding region runs from base 1092 to 1793 and encodes 233 amino acids. The record is from RefSeq and is a predicted model, not a curated record.
CUCCCCUCCCACGCUAUAACAACAGCAGCUGCGGCUCCCCACCCCAAUGCGCUCCGAGCGGCGGUGGCGUCUCAAUCCAAUCCACCAAAUGCUGCUGCUAGGGAGGAUCCCACUGCCCCUGAGGUGAAGAUGUAUGGGUGUCGGGCUCUGGACGGUGUUGAGCAAAGAGGUUCAGGUGAGAUUUCGGGUGUGAGAUUUCGCACGGACCAUGGUGUUGUUUAGAUGAGAAUGCUUGCGUGUGUAAUACUGUAUUAAGCAAGUGAUGGGCAAUGGCAUAUUAAUGGGGACUGUGUUGCCGGUGGAAUUCCGAGUAGAAAUGAAUGCCCAACGAGUUACUAGUCAAAUUGGCACGCAAUGGCAGCUCAUAUUGCUCUGAAUGCCUGAUUAGCGCAUUGAGUUACCCACACACAUGGAUUACUCAAUUCUGGGGAUCGUGUGGGAUAGCUGACUAUGUAGAAUGAUAUGGUGGGCCAAGAACAGCUGAUGAUAUGUUCUCGGAAAAGGGGGGAAAGGAACAACUGAUGAUACCCCUGCAACCCUUUCCCCGCGGUAAUCCAUCUGAAUAAAAGUUGAUAAGCUGCCGCUACUACAUCUGAAUUUUCGAUUUGAACACUUGUGUAUCAUAGGUGGUCUCAGAAUUCUGAAUUUCAGAUGGGGACUUUGGUUAUCUUACAUUCUUAUCUGUUCUAAGGGAUUUGUUUAUCUACUGUAAUUGAUAAUUAGAAGUCCGAGAUUACCAGUAAUGAUAGGACGAUUACUGAGGUAAAUCGUAAUGCCUGAAGGCAACUUAUUUCUCUUUUAAAAAAACUAAUUUGCGUAUUGUCAUUCUAUUGCUCUUAACCUUUUCUCGUCAACCUCUGACAAUUUUGCUCACUUGUCAUUGUCAUACUGAUUUCUGAAGAUUUGCCACUAUCAUUUUUCUUUGCAUAUCUAACAUAUUUCCCCCUAAUCAUCAGCCUUUUUUGAUAAGAAAAAGCAUGUCAUCGUAUUGAAGUGACAGGUUGAGGAAGAUCAUGACAUGGAAGUCGGUGGUAUUUGAUUAUGUUUAAUAGCACAAGGAACAUCUGUGUCACUGAAAAGGAUUGCCUUAAAUGGAGGUCGAAGCUGCUCCUGAUGAUGAAGUAUUCAGUUUGAGUGAUGGGAUGCAGGAGUUAUGGCCAAUAGGUGAAGUAAACCCAAAGAGAGCAAGGUUCCCUUGCUGCAUUGUCUGGAGUCCUCUCCCUGUAGUUUCCUGGCUGGCUCCCUACAUAGGGCAUGUGGGGAUUGCCCGGGAGGAUGGAACUGUCUUGGACUUUGCAGGUUCAAAUUUCGUGAAUGUGGAUGAUCUCGCUUAUGGUGCAGCUGCCAGAUGCCUCCAGCUUGAUAGGGAAAAGUGCUGCUUCCCUGCCAACCUCGCCGCGCACGUCUGCGCGAGGUCCUACGACCACUUGGAGGCCGGGACGGCGAUCUCGUGGGACGACGCGCUGCGGUCGGGGACGCGGCACUUUGAGCACAAGUGCUACAACCUCUUCACCUGUAACAGCCACUCGUUCGUGGCCGACUGCCUGAACCGGCUCGCCUACGACGGCUCGGUGGGGUGGAACGUGCUGAACCUGGCGGCGCUCGUCUGGCUGCGCGGCCGGUGGCUGGACCGGAUGGCCGUCGUCCGGUCAUUCCUCCCGUUCGCCGCUGUCUCCUGCGUCGGCGUCCUGAUGGCCGGCUGGUCCUUCCUCCUCGGGAUGGCCGCGUUCUCGCUGCUCCUGCUCGGGUGGUUCGUGCUCGGUGUGUACUGCAUGAAGGGCCUGGUCUGCUGAUCGACUCAUGAAGCAGUGUCUGUGUCGCUGGCGGAGCAUUGAGCUCACGCAAAUGAAUGGUCGUGAGAGCCUGAAAGGAAGAGUCGGAGAGAUGCUGAAACCUGACGCGGAAUGUAGGAAUUUCCCUAUUAUCGUGGGAAUCGAACGGUACUAGACAAUAAAUUAAAACUAGUAAUUGCACACGUGUGUAGAAAUCAAUUUAGUAUAUAUCAAUUUGAAAAGUAUAAAAGAUAAAUAAUAGAAGAUUAAAUAAAUUUUUUAGAUCGUAUGAAAGAUAAAUAUUGAACAUGUAGAUAUGAAAGUUAAGUAAUAAUAGAUUAAAUAUAUUUUUUAAAAGUAAAAAGAUUUAAUUUUAUAUAGUUACUGUUUAUCAAUUUAAGUGAAUGGUGGAGAUAUUCUUAGAUUUAGAAUAACUGGUAAAUUAUAUAAAAAUAUAAAUGAGUUCUACUACAGAUAUGAUAUACUGAGUCUAGAAUUUAGAACUUAAACCUGGAUAGUGAUAUUUCAUCGUAAGGACAAAAACCAACUACACUAUGCCCGGUUCACAAUUUCCAAUUGAAUUUGACAAAUUGAAGGUUAUGUACUGCUGCAUCUUACUCUGCUUAAAGGGACGAUCAUUUCCGCUGUAGCGUUGAAAAGCAUUGAAGUCUACUCAUCACUCACUUGGGGAGACCAUCUCUAAUUAUUAUUUUUUAUUUUAUUUCCUUUCUAAGACUGUUUAUUUCUAUUUAAAAUUAUAAUAAGCUAACUUAUUUAUCUAAAGCGCAAACAAACAUUUAGAUUAUUUAUCCUGAUUAUUAUAAGCUGGAACUCAGAUUAUAACAAUCUCAUAAAUUAUAAAAAGAGCUUAUUUCAAAUUUAUGACUCGAACUUUUACUAUAUCACUUAUCAAAUUUAGAAAAAAUUAUCCACCAAUGUCACUCCCUCCACUUGACCCCUCAGCCCUUCUUUUGUUCACCCCCUCUCUCUCUUCCCUCCCGUUCACCUCUCUUUCUGCUUUCUUCAACCCUAAGCACAAUAUUUCUUCCCAAAUCCGACGAGCUCGACGAUGGUCUAGCCAAGAUGGAGUCAAUCGACGUUGAAGAUGCAAAGGAGACCCUCGCUAUUACCCUCGCCUACCGAGAUUCAUUGGCUAAGGAACAGACCGGUGUCCAUGCAUGGCAGCGCCUCCUUGCCCAGCGUGCAUGGAAUCUUCGGCACGAUGAAAGUCAAUUGGGAGAUGAAGAGAAAAGCAUGAAUGUUUUUCGUGAUAAUAUUGCUAAUGUUUUAUUUGUCAGAAGAGAGUAAUUUAUUUGUGAGAGCAUGAAUAAUUUAUCUUUUGACAUUUAUUUAUUUAUAUUUUACAAA